This is a messenger RNA of Pseudogymnoascus destructans, 1299 nucleotides long. RefSeq lists its product as uncharacterized. The transcript has 2 exons. Lineage: Eukaryota; Fungi; Ascomycota; Leotiomycetes; Thelebolales; Thelebolaceae. Bases 445 to 1179 code for a protein of 244 amino acids. The record is from RefSeq and is a predicted model, not a curated record.
CUUUCUCUGGCAUGCAUCGUGCUAGAACAUCACUGUUGCCUCCUCCGCUUAUCGCCAAGCUCGCCCCAGCCAGCCGCCACCUCAUCUCCCGCCCCGCCCCGCCCCGUUGCCAACAUUACUGUCGAUGCGCUCCACCCCUAUGCGCCGCCGCCGCCUAUCUGCCGUCCCCCGAAGCUGGAAAUUAAAUCAGGGCAGCAGCGCAAGGGGAUGGAUGGUAGGACAGGACCAACAACGGCGGCGGUGGAGACUUCAAUCUCCCAUCCCAUAUGCGCUUUCCUUUCUUCGAGAACCUACGCGCGAUUUGUCGCGAUAUCUCAUUCCUGCGCGCCUGGUAAUCGACGAUAGAAGGCAGCUACCAACGGAUCGAAGCGCCCACCACCACACCCAGGGCAAACCGCGCACCUUGAGAAACCAAACUCGCCGCGCAAGACCACCACAAUAACUAUGGCGACAGCAGACCCCUUCGCCAACCCCCCCUGGGAAGGCAACAACGCGCACCUCCCCACGCACCCAUCGCCCACAGCAUCGCAAUCCUUCCAAUCCUCUGCCGCGCUGUCCAUCAGCGCGGACGAGAAAGCCAUUGAGAGCGGUGCGCCCUAUGCCGCAGCGCCUACGUAUAUAGCCCCUGCGACUACAGCGCCACGGCCCGGGUUGAAGGAGAGGCUCGGUGGGAUUAUGUCGCCUAAUAGACAGUAUCUGGGACGCAGUCGACGGACGGUGUUGCUAGGUGCUCUGGGACUGCUGGCGUUGCUUGUUCUGGUGCUAGGGCUGGGGCUUGGUCUUGGAUUGAAGAAGGCGGAGGGAGAUUCCGCCGCCCUCCCACUUCCCGGAAACGCAACACCGCACAUGGGAGAUCUAACAUACUACUCCCCCGGCCCGGGGUUCGGGAGCUGCGGCCUUGAAAACUCCUCCUCCGACCCCAUCUGCGCCGUCUCGCACCUCCUCUACGACGCGGCCUCGAUAUCAGGGAAUCCGAAUGAGAAUCCGCUGUGUGGCAGGAAAUUGAGGGUGACGCACACGGAUGCUAGGGAUGGGAAGACGAGGAGCGUGGAUGUCAAGGUGGUGGAUCGCUGCACGGGGUGUAAGGCGACGGAUAUAGAUCUUAGCCCGGGGAUGUUCCUUAAGCUUGCGGCGGAGGAGGAGGGGAGGGUGGUGGGGACGUGGGCGUGGUUGGAUUGAUUGAUACCAAUAGUGUAGUGAAGGAAGGGAAGUGUCUGUCGCCUUUAGCGAGUAUAAUUGAAAAUCUAAUAUCCCCCCCCUUCUCUCUACAAUCCUCCUCCCUCCCUUUUCUUCAUUUCC